AUGCUCACAUAUCUUAUCGCGGAGAAGUCAUCACUGGCAGGGGCAACAUUCAAAGACAUGAUAUACAAUCAAGCUGCGAUAGAGAUCGCAAGCAAGCGGACACAUGGGCCUCCCAAAACUGGGGAGCAGUGCAAGAGUAAAUGGGGGACGUUAAAGACUACUUUCCAAGCCAUCCAGACGUAUCGCUCUAAGUCAGGCUGUCAUUGGGAUGAUGAGUGUGGGGCCAACAUCGAUGGGCCCACCGCUGAAGCUGUGUGGAAGGAACAUGUUAGUAAGAAGUCCAACUCGCCCAUGAAACCAUUCAAAAAUAAUGGUUGGCCUUUCUAUUCAACGAUGGACCAAAUCCUCCCCGAGAAGAGCGCUGCACAAGGAACGGCUGCAUACAACCCUGCCCAAUCAGCUGCACCGGCUGUGGAGCAACCGGUUGCAAGCACAAGCAGCGCACCUCAUGAUGCUGACAUGAGCAUGAUGGAUGUUGAAAGCAUGGGGCCGCCUCCUUUUAUUCCAAACCUCUUUCCCAUCGACACCAGUGUGGCCCAGUGGCCUCCUUUCAUUCCUGAUCUCACUCCCAUGAAGCCCAGCAUGGCCCAGCCGAACCUCGGCUGGGGUGCUCCCCCCCCUGGUCCUAUAUUUGCAGGCUCCAGCACUGGCAAGCGUUCACACUCCGAGAUGACCCAAGGUCAUUCGGCUCCUCCCUCCACCACCUACACUUCAGUGUCGCAGGUGACAAAGCCGGAAUCGGAGAAGAAACCAAGGCUGUCAACAGCCAGUGGUAAGACGCGCCCAAGCACAAGCAAGAAGAACAUUCAAGACACUGCCAACACAGCUGUGUUGAUGAAUCUUCAAGGCACUAUCAACCACCUGUCAGAUUCAUUGAACACGAACUUCGGCACUGACGAGGCUCGUUCAGCUACAGGGAUCUCGAAGGACGAUAAGGUGAUUCUCAUGCAUGUGUUCAUGACGAACGCAGCAGCAUGUGAUACGUUCUUAGAUGUUGAUGACCCUGAGCUGCGUGAAGCAUUUUUAGAAUCUAUGAUCGCCCGUGCCAAACAAGAGAACCCUACCAUGUAG
This is a messenger RNA of Suillus subalutaceus, 1071 nucleotides long. RefSeq lists its product as uncharacterized. The coding region runs from base 1 to 1071 and encodes 356 amino acids. The record is from RefSeq and is a predicted model, not a curated record. The transcript is spliced from 5 exons. NCBI's taxonomy places the organism in Eukaryota, Fungi, Basidiomycota, Agaricomycetes, Boletales, Suillaceae.